Cimex lectularius (bed bug) is the source of this 5676-nucleotide messenger RNA. It is a transcript of the gene htk, whose product is annotated as AT-rich interactive domain-containing protein 4B. The transcript has 24 exons. Gene Ontology annotation, cellular component: nucleus. Gene Ontology annotation, biological process: regulation of transcription by RNA polymerase II. Bases 362 to 5389 code for a protein of 1675 amino acids. The record is from RefSeq and is a predicted model, not a curated record. NCBI's taxonomy places the organism in Eukaryota, Metazoa, Arthropoda, Insecta, Hemiptera, Cimicidae. Gene Ontology annotation, molecular function: transcription cis-regulatory region binding.
UACGAGUUGUGAAAGCGGGAUCGUCUCGAUGUGAACUUAUCGAAAGCGGCCCCUUUCGAGUUAUUUAUCGGUGGAUUGUCACAAAUCAUGGCUCGGCUAUCUAUUUAGGUUGAGAACUGUUCAACUGUGUAGCGUCUGUUUUUGUUUAAAUUCUAAAGUGAAUUUGUGUUGCGGCACAUCGUCGUCUCCAGGUCGCUGACGGUGUAUUCGGUUCCUGCCGCGACGGUCCGUUUCCUGCUGACAGUUGCUGGUACUCCUCGACGAUGGCACCUGCUGUUUACUCUUCUCAGCGUCGAUCUGGAAAGACUCGACAGACGGGUUUUUGAUUUAGUCAAAAAGAGUUAAUUAGAGAACAUUAAACAUGAGUGGGUGGACUGGAAAGCGGGACAUGCUUGGAGAUGAACCUCCUUACCUGGCUGUCGGGACUGAAGUAAGUGCCAAAUAUAAAGGUGCAUUUUGUGAAGCAAAGAUUCGUAAAGUUGUGAGAAGUGUGAAGUGCAAAGUGUUGUUCAAACAAGGACUGGGCAGUGCCACAGUUGCUGAUGAUCAAAUUAAAGGAGUGUUAAGGAAUGGCGCAACAGUCGAAGUAAGACAUUCUGAGAAUAAAGAAUUCGUAGAAGCUACGAUAACAAAAAUUCAAGACUGUAGCCAGUACACUGUUGUAUUCGACGACGGGGAUAUUACAACUUUGAGACGAAGUGCGCUGUGCAUGAAAAGUGGAAGACAUUUCGCCGAAAGCGAAACAUUGGAUCAGCUUCCCCUAACGCAUCCAGAACAUUUUGGAACUCCUGUAAUCGGUGGUAGACGUGGUAGAAGAAAUAGGACUGGCUUUGAAGGGAGCAGUGAUGAUGAAGAGUCUCUAACUCAUGGCCCAGAGCUUACCAUUCAAAAAGAAGAGGAUAUCGGACGGGUCGUGUGCGUCGAAGGUUCUGAAAAAAGAAAACAAAAGGACAAUUGGUUCCCCGGCCUGGUAGUCGCGCCAACAGCUCAAGACACAGUUGAAAUCCAUGUUAAAGAAGAAUAUCUCGUUCGAUCCUUCAAAGAUGGCAGAUAUUAUACAGUUCCAAAAAAUGAAGCUACCGAAUUCACUAGAGAAAUUGGAUCAAAAGUUGAAAAUCAAACUCUUAAAGCAGCUGUUGAUAAGGCACUAUUGUUUUUGGAUAGAGCGGAACUGCCCCCUCAUUGGGAUAGGGAGCUGUUACUUUAUGGCCUUAAUGAUACUGCAUCUGACAGUGAUCAUGGUGAUUGUGAGAGUUCAGAUGAUGAACCACGAGAAGAAAAAGACCACUUUGUGGCUCAACUGUACAAAUUUAUGGAUGACAGUGGAACACCUAUUAAUAAAGGGCCUACAAUCGGAGCCAAGGAUGUUGAUUUAUAUCGCCUGUUCAAGGUUGUUCAAAAUCUAGGUGGUUAUAAUAGAGUCACCAAUACAAAUAAUUGGAAGACCAUAUCGCAUAAAAUGGGAUUCGGUCACAACCCUGUUACAGUCAGUUUAGUGAAACAAUCAUACAAAAAAUUCUUAUACAGCUUUGAAGAAUUUUAUAGAAAACUGGGGUGCACAAUGAUAAACCAUCCACGCUUGAGCCGCAACCGAAGUAGAAGUGGUAGGAGUUUAAUUAGAGAUAGAGAUAGAGCUUCCGCCCCUAUCAAAACAGAGGACAAAAAUAAACCAAGUACGAGUAGUGCUGUGCCACAACUCCCUCUUAUUUUUAACAUUAAACCCGAUCCGGAUGCUGUUCCUGUUGUUGAACCACCACCUCCUGAACCACCUAAGACAUACCCAACAUUAAAAGAGAAAUUGUUGCAAAAGAAAACAGUUGCACCAGUAGAGGUGCCUUUUCCCAUUCAAAAAAUUAAAGAAGAAAAGAAAGACCCAGAAAUAAAAAUUGAACCAAAAGAAGUCAAGAAAGAAGUUAAGCCCAGGCAGACUAAAGCCAAACCCAGUGAACCUGAAAUCGGCGUGAGUAAACCUGAAAGUAUGAAAGAUGCCAGUAAAGAUAGAAAGAAGAAAAUUCUUCUCAGGCUGACCGGAGGGAAUAAAAAGGAUUCCACUAAUAAAUCGACAAGGCCCCAGGUACAAUCCAAAGUUCCCACACCCGGUUUGGCCAAUACUAGGCAAAAAAGGACAAUGAAAGACCGAGUAAAAGCUUUUGUAGAUCAAUUCAAAACUAAGGGUAUCAAAUAUGGAUCCAAUUUAAACUCCGCUGAAAACGAAAAGAAUACAAAAGCAAAGAUCAAAGAGGAACCUAAUGCCAACCCAAGUGGAAAAGGUGCUAAAAAAGAAGAUAUUGCCGUUCCAAUUGAUGACAAGAAAAAAGGACGAAAAAGAAAAGAACGUGGAGAUCCUGUAGAUGAUCAUUUUGAGGUUGCAUCUUCGGUGAAAGCGGUUUCUAUUGGAGACAAGCUUCAAGUAUGUUAUGAGCCGACCCUUUCUCAUGAAUCUAAAGUUACAUAUGAAGCUAAGGUUCUAAAUGUGAGAGAGGAGGAUGGAGAGAAACUUUACCUUGUUCACUACAACGGCUGGAAUUCUCGAUACGAUGAGUGGAUUAAAAUGAGUCGGAUUGCUCAUAAUUAUUCCUGGACUGGAGGACGUACGCCUAAAAAAUUUUUACAGGCCUCCAUGACAAAAACAACCAAAAAGAAAAAUCAAAAAACAGAUAGCAGCUCCAGUUCAACAUCAAAAGAGCAGCCGUUCAGUGUUACGCCGUCUAAAGAGAAUAACAGGCAAGGCUCUGUCGGCCGUUGUACCACACCAUCUUCAGUGACGUCUGUUUCAAGCAGAAAAUAUACUAACACAAGGGCAUUCACGAGAUCAACAAACAAAAGAGAGUUAUCAGCCUCAGAAACUGAUCAUGAAUAUGAAAGUGAUUAUGCUGAAAUUGAGACGACCAAACCCACUGAGAAAUUUGAGGAACCGUCAAGUGAGAAAAAAAGAAAGAAAAGAAAAGUCGACGAUGAAAUAAACCCAAAGGAAAUCAAGAUCAAACAAGAGCCAAAAGAUGAAGAAAUGAGUCAUGUAAAAACACGAAGGCUUAGGAAAAACUCAUUGGAAAAAGCUUUUGAUAAAGAGAAAGAAUCGAGUAAAACUGAUAGCAAAUCUGCUGAAGAAGGAAAUGAAGACUUAGAACCUACAAAUUUAAGCAAAUCUAAAGAAAGUUCAUGCGAAAGCUUGACUGAUGAAUCACCGUCAAAAGGAUUCGAAGAGAUCGUGCCCAAAACUGAGCCCAAGGAUGAAGUAGAAGAUUCAGAAAACAAAUCAAUAAACUUGUAUCCCAUAGUUUGCCAGAGAAUUCAAAAAGAGAAAACUACUUAUGAGGAAGUGCCAAAUUUGCCUAAAGGUAGAGACUUCGAUCUUACACAAAUACGAUCAGAACUAAAAGGCAUAGAUCCCACAACACUUGUCGGUAGGCCGAGUUCAUCCAACAGCGAAUCGAAUAAAGAAUUUUUCGUCAAAGAAGAGAUUGAAGCAGAAGAUGUUUAUGAAUUUAAAGAGCCAGAACCCUUUGAAUUUGAAGUUAGAAAAAGCUUAGAAGAUAAGAACAAACUUAACCGAAGGAACAUUACAGGUAGAUUAUUUGAUGAUAAAUCAAUUUCUAAGUCACUUUCCACUUCUCCUGCAAAAGCCAAAUCUCCGGUGCCCAGCCCUAGCCAAUCACCGAGGAAAGACGAUUCAAGUAUCGAGAAUCUCUCGACCAUUCAAACUUGUGAAGAAGCAUUUGAUAAAAUCUGCGCGUCUCCAUUAAGAGCAGCCACUGAACACCGAAGUCAUAUACAUCUGCAAAUAUUCGGAGUCCCAGAAGAUAAUUCGGACGAUGAUUUUGAAGAUGACAGUCAAGACAGAUUGGUAAUAUCUGAACGCGACAGUGACAACUUUAGUAAUAUGAGCAAUGAUAAGGAAAGCGACAGUUAUGCUCAGGAAAAUCCUCCAGUUGUUGCUGCUCCUGAGAAAAAAAUUGAGUUGGAAACUAAAGAAAACUUUCCCAAAGAUGAUGAAGAUGAAGAUAUGGAAGAUGAAGCGAUCAAUGUCGCCAUACAGAGAGCCAUACAGGAAUCAUCAGAUGAUACAAACGAUGGAGAAUUCUUGGGGAAAAAUUUGACACCAAAAGUCAUAACCCAAACAGUGGAAAGUUCAUUUGAUACUGAAACACUUCCGCAAUUGCAAGGGCCGAAAUGUGAACCACCUUCUCCAUCGCAUUUGGAAUCGAUCGGCAUGAGCACAGAUGUUGAGUCUGUCAAGACAUACAUCACACACAUUGAGGAACAAGGAGAAAUACAAGAGGACAAAAAAGAAGUCAUAUAUCAGGAUGACUUAAUGGAAAUUAGAGAAGUUACGACAUAUGGCGAUGAAGAAAUCAUCGUUGAGGAGGAAGGAGAGGAAUUAGAAGUUGAAGUCGAAGAGGAACAGGAUAUGUUGGUUGUUGCUGAAGAAGAAACUAUAGAAGACUCACAAGAAGUUGUGAUACAAGAGAGAAUUACAACUCAAGUUCCUUCUGAAAGUGUUGUAACUGAGACUGUCCCCGACACUUUGAUACAGAUUUCUUCCAAAGAAAUAGAUGAUGAAGACGAAUCCGAAGAAAAUAACCUCGACUCAUUAAUUUGCGAAGAAACCAUUCCAAGAAGUCCAACUCCACAAACAGAAAUAAUUGGACAUGGUGAAGAAGAAGCUGGUUCUUCUGUGGAUGUUACCGUUGAAACUGUUGAAAUUGAAGAACAAAAUAAGGAGAGUCCGAUCAUAAAUGAACCUGCAGUAUUAGCUAAAGAACCAGUAAUAGAUCACACACCACCAAACACACCAGAAAGUUCUUUGUCGUCAUUAGCUUCUCCUCGCGGUCAUGAAAUAUCGCCUCCACAUUUAGAAAAUGAAAGCAUCAAAACCCUCCAUGCGCCAUUGACCACAGUAAAGCCAGAACCUCUAGAAAUGCCUUCACCUCCUAAAACAGCUCCUGAUACUAGGUCGAAAAAGGCUGAAGCUAACAGGUCUGUUAGCAAGAAAGGAAGAAGACCCAGAAAACGCUCUGAAGAAACAGGAAAGAGAAAGAAUCCACGCACUACUCGUCAUCACGGAGUUGUAGUUGGAAGUGAUAGCGAUGAGGUACCCGAUCAAGCUGGUAGUAAUUCACGCCGAGAAAAUAGAUCACCUCGGCCAGGAAAAUAUAAUUUUUCAUUGUCAUUAGGUUCGGACAUUGGUUAUGCUCAAAAAAUUGCGAUAUUGCUUCAAACUCUCGGCGAUAUACGAAAAGCAUAUACAGAUGUUAAAUCCGAAUUAGCAAUGAUUGACAGGCGACGGAAGAAGUUAAGGAGGAGAGAAAGAGAGAGUGCUGCUGCGGCCGCAGCAGCUGCAGCAUCGACCAAUCCUCCAUCAAUGAAUAAUGCAACCAAAGUUCAUUAAAUUUUCACAGAUAACCGAUUUUUGAAAAAAAAAAAAAAUCCUCUGAAUAUAUUUUAUAUACACUUGAGCUGUAUAUUUAAUUUUUGCUGAAACUACUAUUUUUGUAUAAUUGUAUUAUUAUAUUUUUGUUUUGUUUUUAAGAAAAAUUAUAAUUUAUUGAAUGAUAUUUUUUCUUCAAUGCCUAAAUUCCAUUAAUAUUUCAGUUUACUUUUUUAUAUUAAAUAAAAUCAAUCUUUAAUAAAUUGAUAUCAAGAAAAAAUAUAUAGACGUGUAUGUUUGUAACAUUA